Messenger RNA from Physella acuta, 2876 nucleotides. Its product is annotated as WD repeat-containing protein 93. Lineage: Eukaryota; Metazoa; Mollusca; Gastropoda; Physidae. Gene Ontology annotation, biological process: electron transport chain. Gene Ontology annotation, molecular function: protein binding. The record is from RefSeq and is a predicted model, not a curated record. Gene Ontology annotation, cellular component: respiratory chain complex I.
GCUUGGAUACGGCGUCCACGGCCAGUCGAUCUAACUACCAAGAACAUUGGUUAUUACAAAUGAACAUUAUUUUUUUUUAUAUUAGGUCGAGGUCACUCUAAGUCUACUCACUUCACCUUCAUUCAGAUUUAGCCUCUUGAAACACCAUGCCUGUCUACAUCCGCAAGAAUGUCUCUUACACACCUUUGUCUCUGGACAAAGUAGAGCCUGAGGAUGACCAUGACUUUUUACUGGAUCCAGAUCAGUUGUGGGACACUUUACCCCAACCCUACCGCAUGAUCAACAAAAUUCUCUCUCAGCUCAUUGAUUCUGCUUGGGAUAUCAUACAAGACAAGGACAGAGGCCGUACGCAGGAGGCCUUCAGAAUCAAUGCACCAAAAUAUGAUGACCCGGUCAAACUACAGAUCUACCAGUCAGCCACAGCCCUCCAUGCCAGUGCUGAUGGGAAAUACAUCUUUGUUGGCUUGCCAAGUGGGCUGGCGGCCAUGACAGCCCUCUACCAGGAGGUUGUCAAUGUUUGGGAAGAUCCUUUUGCCGAGAUUGUCACUAUCAAAUCUUGUCUAAUUGCAGCUGAUUUUCAUUUGAUAAUAACAGUAGAUAAUCUGGGUAUUUGUCGGCUCCUCCUGUUUGCCGGGGACACACUGUAUUUCCUCAAGGCUAUCAAUGAGUAUCCUUCACAUGCUGAGUCUAAAGUUCUGUGCCAAAAGUGUGAGGCAGAAGGAGGCUACCUUGGAAUAGUCCUAGAAAGUAGUGCUGAGCUCUGGCUCGAGGUCCACAAGUUGCCUCUGGAGAGCUGGCUGCAGGAGAAGGAGAGUCUUCUGGCUGCUGCUGAGGAAGAGAAAGAAAUGGCUCAUGCGGAUCCUAGUGGUGAAACAGGAUCUAUGGAAGGUUCUAUAGUGAAAACUGUGCGCACAAGUGUAGCAAAAGUCCACUUCUCGACGCCUGAAAUUGUGCUAAAGAUGGGCAGCCCCAGUCAGCAGAUGGCCCAGCAGACUGCACUGAAAGGAUUUCCUUGCCAGACCCCACUAGUGGGUCCAACCCCAAUGAAAAAAGACUGGAGCGAGCCGCUGGGUCUGGGUACGCAGCAUGUGUUGGGUGCUGCUCACAUUGAGCGCAGGGACGCCAUGUUCACACACAAGCAUGAGCAGCUGCUCAGCUUCUUGCCACAAGACAAGACAGAGCACACAGCAAUACCAAGUUUCCAUUUUGUAACAGGAAGUAGACUCCUGCCCCAUGACUGGGUUCAAAGUUCAACUGAAAACAAGAAAUAUGUAGCCAUUGCAGUUUGGUGGUCAGGUUUUUCUACACUCUGCCAAUAUUCCCUUCUCAAACCAGCCAAAGACUUGGAGUUGACCCCUGACCUAGUGUGGCCCCUGACGAGUCCCAUCACGUGUACAGCGGUCAGCCCAUGUACCAGUCACCUGGCCAUUGGCUGCAAGAAUGGCAACAUUGUCUUGUGGGACAGGACCCUGGGCCUGCUGAAGGCUGUUGUAAGUGGGAGCUGUGACAGUGAGAUCAAAAGUCUGAGAUUCCUCAACCCUGCGCUGUUCCCCUCUGAAAUUUCCUCCGAGACGUAUUCGCUGAGCUCUGCCACAUUCCUGCUGGCCGAGUGCUGCAAGGGCUCCCAGAUGUUGUAUGACACAUGUCAUGGCAGUCAGCAGAUUCCUCGCUGUCUCAGCACAAAGCCGGAUAAUGAAGAAGAGACACAGACAAUUCUUCAAGUGCUGCCUCAACUGCCUGACCUUCUUCUAUAUGUUGAGAGAAAUGGCCGCCUAUUCAUCAAAGACAUCUGCAGUGGGGAGACAGUGGCCCAGAUGGCGCUGCCUACUUCCUAUCAUCUACAGUCUCCAUGGGAACCAGUUUAUGCCGUGGGGGCUGGAGGACAAAUUUUGUAUGUCAAAGCUGAAGGAACCAACAAGACAGAAGAUGGCGCCACUGAAGACACCUCAGCCAUAUUUAUCUAUCUCCUGCGCUCCUACCCCCCCUUGGAUCCCUACUGGAGUAAUUACAAGGGGAGCAAACCCUUAGCAGUCUACACCACACAGGAAGAAAGGAUCAACACUCUCUUUGCUAGGAGGGUGCAGCAACAGAACCUGAGGAAGUUCCACCUCCAGACCCGCUGGGGUCAGCUGCAGUCCGAGCUGACCCGCCUGGAGAAGAUGAGCAGCGCCAACACGGUGAGAACCUCUCCCGUGAGUUGAGACCAUCUCCAUGGAACUCUGGAACUGGGUGUGGCUGAUGGAUCAAUCAAAGCACGCCUGGAGAAACUUGUUGCAUCCAAGUCACGUGAUAAGGGAGAAUCUUACCUGUCAUUGUGUACACAGCAAAAUUUCUUGUCAUCCAUAGAUGUCAUCCAUAGAUGUCAUCAUAUUUGGUCAUGUCCCUAAAUUUCAUGUCAUCCAUAGAUGUCAUCAUAUUUGGUCAUGUCCCUAAAUUUCAUGUCAUCCAUAGAUGUCAUCAUAUUUGGUCAUGUCCCUAAAUUUCAUGUCAUCCAUAGAUGUCAUCAUAUUUGGUCAUGUCCUUAAAUUUCAUGUCAUCUUUAGAUGUCAUCAUAUUUGGUCAUGUCCCUAAAUUUCAUGUCAUCCAUAGAUGUCAUCAUAUUUGGUCAUGUCCCUAAAUUUCAUGUCAUCCAUAGAUGUCAUCAUAUUUGACACUAAUCACUGGCACAGUUGAUACAAACACUGACACAACACUGACACAGUUGACACAAACACUGACACAAACACUGACACAAACACUGACACAUUUGACACAAACACUGACACAGUUGACACAAACACACUGACAUAGCUAACACACACACUGACACAUCCAGUGGGAGAGUAUCUGCUGGUAUCUUUAGUUUUAUUUGAUGUCAUCAUAGAACCCUGGUUUAC